GCCCAAACCUGAAAGCGAAAAGCGCUCCUUCUUUCCACUCAUCAGUACCAGAGCAAAAGAAAACGUGGGUGACCCGGAAAAGACCAAAAAGGAAAGAUGCCCAGAAUUUCAAGCUCUGUAAUCCAGCUUUAGCGACGGGGUUUUUCUUGGAAUCCCUUGUUUUGUUUAAGGUGAUAGUGAAGAAGAAGCCCCUCGGCCCCGUUUCUUGAACUGCAUUCGCUGCCGCGCGAGAGUUUCACUCUUUCUUUGAGGAAAGCAGGGUAGAAAGAUGGAGUCUUGUCUCCCGCGUUCGUUUCUUACGCCUUCUGUGCUCUCCACGGACAGGAAAAAUUGGAGAGGCCAAGACAUCUCGAAGUUCUGCUUUCCAACACAAGUUUCAGGGAGCAGAGAAAGGGACAUCCUCAGAGUAUACUAUGUUAGAUGUAAUGUCGCGAAUAUUAAGGAAAAACUUGCUCUUUCCCGGAGAAGGAAUAGGGAGUGGAUUGUGCAUGCAGCCUCCAGACAACCACUUGAAUCUGGGCCUGGAGAGUUCAAUUCCGGUCGUAUCAGGGAUUCUGUAAAAAAUGCUGUUGACGCUUUUUAUCGGUUCUCUCGUCCUCACACAGUCAUUGGCACAGCAUUGAGCAUAAUAUCAGUUUCUCUGCUUGCGGUAGAGAAGUUAUCAGAUAUUUCUCCCUUAUUUUUCACUGGGGUCCUGGAGGCUGUUGUUGCUGCCCUCUUCAUGAAUAUAUACAUUGUGGGUUUAAACCAGCUUUCUGACAUUGACAUAGACAAGGUCAACAAGCCCUAUCUUCCCCUUGCAUCGGGAGAGUACACAGUUGGGACUGGUGUCAUGAUUGUUACAUCUUUUUCCAUCAUGAGUUUUUGGCUUGGAUGGAUUGUUGGUUCAUGGCCAUUGUUUUGGGCUCUAUUUGUCAGUUUUUUGCUUGGGACUGCUUAUUCUAUCAAUUUACCCAUGUUGAGAUGGAAGAGAUCUGCUGUUGUUGCAGCAAUGUGUAUCCUAGCUGUCCGGGCGGUGAUUGUUCAGAUUGCAUUUUUUCUGCACAUUCAGACCCAUGUGUACAAAAGACCACUGGUGCUCUCGAGGCCACUAAUUUUUGCAACCGCAUUUAUGAGCUUCUUCUCUGUGGUUAUUGCAUUAUUUAAGGAUAUACCUGAUAUUGACGGAGACAAGAUAUUUGGUAUCCAAUCAUUCACUGUUCGUUUGGGUCAAGAGCGGGUAUUCUGGAUUUGCAUAUCACUGCUUGAAAUGGCUUACGGUGUGGCCGUUCUUGUUGGAUCAGUCUCUUCAUGUCUGUGGAGUAAAGUCCUCACGGUCCUUGGUCAUGCUCUGUUGGGCUAUCUGUUAUGGAGCCGCGCCAAGUCUAUUGAUCUGAGGAGCAAAGUGGCAAUAACAUCAUUCUACAUGUUCAUUUGGAAGCUAUUUUAUGCCGAGUACUUGCUUAUCCCGCUAGUGAGGUGAGCGACUUCCGUGGUGACGAAUUUCUAAACGAUGUAUUCCUUGGCCUGCUGCAGGGAAAUCAAUUGUCUGCCUAAUGUUUGGCACAAAUAUCCACAUUCUAUGGAUAAUGUAAUAGGAAACUUGGAAAGGUUGUUGCCCUAGUUCCGAGUAUCCAAUUCUGCUUGGCUCUGAUCUGAGUCCCAAUUCAUGAAUUGUGAUUGUCAGGCGAAUUUGCAUGCGACCGUCUUUUCUGUGGUAUCGAUGUCGUCUUCUGCUCGGAAAAGUUUGAAUUUAAGAAACAUAACGAGUCAUGAAAGCUGGAAUUAUACCUUGGUCA
Rhodamnia argentea is the source of this 1778-nucleotide messenger RNA. RefSeq names its product homogentisate phytyltransferase 1, chloroplastic. The record is from RefSeq and is a predicted model, not a curated record. The transcript has 13 exons. Gene Ontology annotation, molecular function: prenyltransferase activity. Gene Ontology annotation, cellular component: membrane. Bases 269 to 1462 code for a protein of 397 amino acids. Lineage: Eukaryota; Viridiplantae; Streptophyta; Magnoliopsida; Myrtales; Myrtaceae.